This is a messenger RNA of Cyanistes caeruleus (blue tit), 530 nucleotides long. It is a transcript of the gene PTTG1IP, whose product is annotated as PTTG1 interacting protein. Gene Ontology annotation, cellular component: cytoplasm; nucleus. The record is from RefSeq and is a predicted model, not a curated record. Gene Ontology annotation, biological process: protein import into nucleus. Lineage: Eukaryota; Metazoa; Chordata; Aves; Passeriformes; Paridae.
CCCGCUCCGCCAUGGCCCCGGCGCUCCGGCUCUGCGCCCUGGCCCUGGCCCUGCUGCCCGCCGCCGCGCAGGACGUGGCCGGAGAUUGUCACCAGUACACGAACAGGAGCUGUGAAGAGUGCCUGAAAAAUGUCACUUGCCUGUGGUGUGCCAGCAGCAAGAGGUGCAUGGAAUACCCCGUCCGAAGAAUCCUUCCUCCGGCCGACCUGUGUGAGCUCCCCUCUGCACGCUGGGGAGUCUGCUGGGUGAACUUUGAAGCCCUGAUCAUUGCAAUGUCUGUGGUGGGAGGAACACUUCUGAUCAUGUUGGGAGUCUGCUGCUGCUGCUGCUGUUGUAAGAAAAAGAGCAAAAAGCCAGACAAGGAUGACGAGAGAGCAGCCAGGGAGCGGGAGAAGAGACGGGUGCGGCAAGAGGAGAGGAGAGCAGAGAUGAAAUCACGGCAUGAUGAAAUCCGAAGAAAAUAUGGCCUGUUCAAGGAAGAGAAUCCUUAUGCAAAAUUUGAGAAUUAGCAUCUCCAGACCCACCCACCC